Molecule: messenger RNA, 1475 nt
Organism: Anguilla rostrata (American eel)
Lineage: Eukaryota; Metazoa; Chordata; Actinopteri; Anguilliformes; Anguillidae
Product: protein phosphatase methylesterase 1-like
Exons: 15
Coding region: 56-1153 (365 amino acids)
Biological process (GO): protein demethylation
Molecular function (GO): protein methylesterase activity
Source: RefSeq, a predicted model, not a curated record
CUGCCUGUUCUCGCCCUGCCUGCUCGGUCGACCUCGCCAGCCUUCGCUACGCAAAAUGUGGGAAGAGAACUUUGACACGGAGAACCACGGCGUGGUCAGGAAGCAGGACUAUUCCCCCGUGUCCUGGAGCGAGUACUACGAGAUGAUGGAUGACGUUGUCGUGGGAUCGGCGGAGAACAAAGACGUGUUCCGGGUGUACAAGAGCGGCCAUGACGGACCGCUGCUGGUCCUGCUCCACGGAGGCGGGCACUCCGCCCUGUCCUGGGCCGUCUUCACCGCAGCCAUGGCGAGCAGAGUCACCUGCAGGGUAUUAGCGAUGGACCUCAGAGGCCACGGUGCCACUCAAGUGCGGCACUCAGAUGACCUCUCGACACAGACCAUGUCCAGGGAUGUGGCCAAUGUGGUGCGGGCGACAUACGGAGAGACUCCACCUCCCAUCAUCCUGGUGGGCCACAGCAUGGGCGGAGCCAUCGCCAUCCACACAGCCAGCAGCGGCCUGCUGCCCACCGUGGUGGGGCUCGUGGUCAUCGACGUGGUGGAGGGAAGUGCCAUGGACGUUCUCCACAGCAUGCAGAACUUCCUCCGGGGACGACCCAAGACUUUCAAAUCGAUUGACCGCGCCAUCGAGUGGAGCGUCAAAAGUGGACAAGUCAGAAACCUGGAGUCAGCAAAGGUGUCAAUGGUUGGCCAAGUGCGAAGGUGCGAGGAAGAGGAGGGAGACCGUUUGGAGCAGGUCAGUCCAGCUGGCGAUGUGGUCACCGAGGGAAACGAGGAGUUCUACGACCUGAAUUACGUCACCGACAAAGCGGAGAGCGCGACAUCAGAGCCCCACAGUGUGUACAGCUGGCGGAUCGACCUCUCGAAAGCGGAGAAGUACUGGGACGGCUGGUUCAGAGGAAUCUCCAACCUCUUCCUCAGCUGUAACAUCCCAAAGCUCUUAUUACUAGCAGGCAUCGAUCGCUUAGACAGAGACCUGACAAUUGGCCAAAUGCAAGGAAAAUUCAUGAUGCAGGUGCUGCCCCCUUGUGGCCAUGCUGUUCAUGAGGACAUGCCGGACAAAGUGGCAGACGCGCUGGCGAGCUUCAUGAUCAGGCACAAAUUCGCAGAAGUGAGGAGUGAAACCAAAAGCUCCUCCUACCCUUUCAUGCGGUGAAAGACGCAGGGAGCAGCAGGGCUUAAGGAGCGCCCGCCCCAUCUUCACCUCGACAGAAACUUCAAACCCGCGACACGGACAGGCCUACGAAACCUCGCUUCAGAGACGCACAGCUGCAGGGCCCUGAGCUGCUGAGCGUAUCGCUGUUUAAAAUAGUGCGUCUGUGUGUAUGUUUGUCAUUUAGAUUGUGCUUUUCUCAGGCCUGCCAAGGUGCAGAGGCAAAUUAUGUUUGUCAGAGCAUUACAUGUACGCACAUACGUGAUCACUGCUGAAAUGAACAAAUGAUUGUACUGUGGAUGAAAAUGUUUGAACUAAAACUUUA